AUGGCUGCUGCGGCCGAUGCGGGCGCUGCGAAGAGCGCUCCAGCGAGCCGUGGCUCGGGGCCGUUCAACCACGGCCCCGGACUGAAGGUUGCCACGUCCUCCGCGCCCGUGCAUGCGCCGGCGAACUACCGGACGCUGCCCGACGCCUUCAAGAACAUUACCGAUGAUGGCGACCUGACUGAAGGGUACGGGUCUGGACGUCCCUCUGGGCUCAAGUGCGAGGCCUGUGGAUUCGGUGGCAGCGAUCUGGAGCCCGACAAGCGGAAUCGGCUGAUCUACUUCUACGACAUGACGCAGAGAAAUGGGAACUACUCCACGCGGUCCGAGAUCGAGUGCCGAGAGUGCGGAUGCUUCUCAACGAUCGAGACCUGGGAGGAGGGCUGA
Messenger RNA from Symbiodinium natans, 384 nucleotides. NCBI's taxonomy places the organism in Eukaryota, Dinophyceae, Suessiales, Symbiodiniaceae. The record is from the annotation of a GenBank genome assembly.